AUGGGGCAAGAGGCAGCGACCUUUGAUGACGUAGCCGUGAACUCCACCUUGGAGGAGUGGGCUUUGCUGGAUCCCUCUCAGAAGAAACUCUACAAAGCUGUGAUGUUGGAAACCUUCGGACACCUGGCCUCUGCAGGAAAAAUACAGAAAGACCAAAACACUGAAGAUGAAUACGAAAAUCUGAGGAGAAAUCUAAGAAGUCAAGUUUUAGAGAGACUCUGGGAACAUAAAAAAGAUAGCGGAGUUUGGCAAAAUUUUCAGCCAGAUUCCAGACCAUGUUGUGAACAAUAAAACUGUUCCUGGGGCAAAACCGUGUGAAGGCCACGUGUUUGGAGAUGUCCCUGCUGGUGACUCAUCCCUGCCUACGCCCCUCAGAGCUCACACUGGACAGAAACCUAGUGAGCAUCAGGAAUAUGGAGAGAAGCCAAAUUAAUGUAAAGAACAAGGGAAAUACUUCAGGGAUCUUCAUUGUUUUCAGGAGCACAGAAGUACUCACACCGAAGAGAAGCCCUGUGCCUGUAAGCUGUGAGGAGAGGCCUGCAGGAGCUCUAGUCCCCUUCACACCGAGAGACACCCUGCCUACGUAAGCGGUGUGGGAAGGUCCUCAGUAGCGCCAGUUCCCUUCAAAAUCACCAGAGGAUUCACAGUGGAGAGAAACCCUGUGAAUGUCAGCAAUGUGAGAACUUCCCUUGUCCCAGUGUCCGUCAAAAACAAAAGAACUCAGACUGGAGAGAAACCCUGUGAGUCAAGCAAUGUGGGAAAGCCUUCAAUUCCCUGAGUAACGUGUGAAGACAUGAAUCAACUCACAAGGACAGAAACCCUAGGUGUGUAAGCAAUGUGGGAAAGCAUCCAAAUAUUUUAAUUUCCUUCAAAUACAUGGGAGAAUUCACACUGGAGAAACCUCACUGUGUAAGCACAGUGGGAAAGCAUUCAAUUGUGUCAGUAAUGUUCAAGCACAUUAAAAAAAUUCACAGUAGAGAAUAACCCUAAAUAUAGAAUGUAUAAAGUCUUCGUUACCACAGGACCAUUCUUGUUAAUGUGAAAUGUGUGGUGGAGGGCGGGGGCUGGAGCUCAGUGGUAGAGCACUUGCCUAGCACGUGUGAGGCACAAGGUUCAAUCCUCUAUAAAUCAAAUAAAGGUUAAAAAAAAAAAGUUUAAAAAAAUAAAAUUCAUGGUGAAGAGGACUCCUAUCAAUGUAAAAUGGGAGGGAACACCCUUAGUCAUUUCAAUUCAAUUAACAUGUAAAAUACUACAGUAUACAGAGUUCCUUGGUUAGCAGAGAUGUACAAAACCACUUGGCCCACUCGUAAGAAUGCACACUUAUCAAAUGUACACAGAUCGAAACCCUGUGAAUGUGAAAAAUGAAAAUAGUUGUCAGUUGUAACAAAUAGUUUCAAAGUCCUAUGGAAACCUCUUACAUAGUGGAGUUCUAUAAAUAUAAGUGAUAUGAAGAGCUUAUAAGUAAAAAGAUGCAAAAUAAUUUGUGUAGAAUGAUCCAGAAAAUACAAAACCUGAAGGAAAAGUUCUAAAAGGUAUAAAUAUACUGUGUUUUUCAGUGGUUCAUUUUUACAGUAGCUCUCUGGACUAUGCUGUUCUAAUGUUCACACUUGUAGAUAAACUUUGACAUGAUUAUAAGUUUUGUAUAAGCAGUAGUGUCUGCCUUGAGUAGGUAAUGCCUUUUUCAAUCAAAUCAGUUCACAAACUUUUCCUCUUUCAUUUUAAGCCAUGUUGGGUCCCUGGGUGAAUUUGAAAUGUCUUUCUAAUACCCCAUACAGCUUAAUUUUUAUGUCGUUUUAAAACAAUUGUGGUCAAUGGGCUGUUGGAAAAUGAGUUCUUG
Molecule: messenger RNA, 1837 nt
Organism: Sciurus carolinensis (gray squirrel)
Lineage: Eukaryota; Metazoa; Chordata; Mammalia; Rodentia; Sciuridae
Product: zinc finger protein 670-like
Exons: 4
Coding region: 1-291 (96 amino acids)
Biological process (GO): regulation of DNA-templated transcription
Source: RefSeq, a predicted model, not a curated record